Molecule: messenger RNA, 312 nt
Organism: Penicillium roqueforti
Lineage: Eukaryota; Fungi; Ascomycota; Eurotiomycetes; Eurotiales; Aspergillaceae
Exons: 2
Coding region: 1-312 (103 amino acids)
Source: RefSeq, a predicted model, not a curated record
AUGACGGAAAAGUAUCCCAUCGGCACACGCACCGAGAGCGAGCGUCUCGUCCGCGAGUGGGGGUUUCGACAUAUCUUCACCUGGACGGAUGGAAGCAACGCCCAUUAUUCCCCGCACUCGCAUGGCGGUCUGACGACACAUCUUAUUCGUCGGGGGUCUCUGACUAUCGCAUACCCUGAUGAUAAUGCGGAGCAUAAUGGGGAAGCUGAAAAGGUGACGUUUCGAGUUGGGGAGAGGGUUGAUGUUCCUGCUGGGAAGGUUCAUGAGGUUUGGAUUGGGGAUGAGGGGUGUGAGUAUGUGAUUGGAGAGUAG